Messenger RNA from Synchiropus splendidus (mandarinfish), 20868 nucleotides. It is a transcript of the gene neb, whose product is annotated as nebulin. The record is from RefSeq and is a predicted model, not a curated record. Lineage: Eukaryota; Metazoa; Chordata; Actinopteri; Syngnathiformes; Callionymidae. The transcript is spliced from 143 exons. Gene Ontology annotation, cellular component: Z disc. Gene Ontology annotation, molecular function: actin filament binding. The coding region runs from base 1038 to 20369 and encodes 6443 amino acids. Gene Ontology annotation, biological process: cardiac muscle thin filament assembly.
AAAUUAGUUUUAGGAUUAAGUCUAGCUUGUAGAAUUAAGUCUAGAAAAGAACUGCAUGUUCCAACCCAAUACAAUUGUUUAAAAUUGGUUUUAAUUAUUGUCACUACGCCAUCUUCUUAUAGAUCAUAUAAAAUGCAAUAACAAUGUGUUUAUUGAGGUUGUUAAUGAAAGGGAGAGUGGAUACAUGUGUUGCCUUUUACCAUUCAAAUGAGGUCAGACCUACAAUGAUGCUAGUUAUGACAGGCUAGCCAGGAUCUCAGGCUGCAUCACAGGAAGAGGGUCAUUGCCGAGAGAGAGCGAGCAGGAGUCUUUCAGCUGCUGCUGUCCAUCUCGUCCCCUCGUAUCAACCUAGCUCAACAAGCUGCAGUGAUAACACACUCCAGGGCAUCAUUCAAAUAGAGAUUCAUAUCAAGUCUCUCUCAAAUAUACACUAGAUGAUUAACAAAGUGUCAAACGUUCCACAUUUAUGUGAUUGAGUGUAAUGUUGACCUGGUUCCAGAGCAACCCAUGGUCAGCAGGGGAUUGAUCUCGGGACGCCCGGAAUCCCUCUGAAACUUGUAAGAAGCUGCAUUUACAUUCUAGUUGGAAUUUAUUUUUUCCCACUUCUAUAUACAUUUGUCAACAUUGCCACAAAACCUACCCACUCACAUGGGAUGGUACCACUGUCAGGAUCCCAAUGCUAGUGCCCCAAUGCCUUCCUCAUAACUGGACCGCUGAUGCAUUAGUCUCAACAGGUGCUCUUUCUGAGAGUCUCACCAAGGUAUAUUUAGAUUUUGAAACCUGAGAGCAGCGGCCGGUGAUUGGUUGUGUCGUUCACAUGAUAACCUGGGUUGAAACCGCAGCUGUGUGCUGUCGCCCAGCGUUUCUCUGGAGGGAAGCUGGGGAGGCUUUGGCGGCUUGGGAGACCUUUUGACUCUAUAUCAACUGGCUUGAGGCCAAACACAAUUGUCAGUUUUAAGACCCUAGCGGAUGGCAAGUGAGGAAUUCUCAUUCAGGAUUUAUAACGACUAUUUCUGAACUUCUAAAACCUUCCCAAAAUGGCGGAAGUGGUGGAGGAAUACGAGGAAUAUGAGGAGUAUGAGGAGGAGUUUGAGGAGGAGGAGAUUCUGGACGAGCAGAUCACAACGGAGACUGUCACUGAGCAAACCUCUCAGUUCCAUCAGUCCGGCUUGCCCACCAGAAGAGUAAGAAAGGCUGUGAAGGUGGAUACUUCCAAGUUCAUGACUCCUUACCUAGCUCACAGCCAGAAGAUGCUGGAGCAGUUCAGCCACAAUAAGUACCGGCACGCUUAUGACAUGUCCAGAGGGAAGCCUCCUUCCAUCAGCACUGACACACCAGAGAUGCUGCGUAUCAAGAAGGCCCAGGAACAGCUCAGUGAGGUUAAGUACCGCAUGGAGGGUAACAAGGUUCGCACCACCAGCAUGUACGACGGCGAGGCCAAAGAGAUCGCCCACGUCAAGCAUGUUUCUGAGCUCAUCAGCAAGGUCCUGUACAGACAGAAGUGGGAUGAAGCCAAAGAUCGCUACCUGCUGCCUCCUGAUGCUCCCGAGCUGGUCUUGGCUGUGAAGAACGCUGCUAACUUCAGCAAAAAGCUCUACUCAGAGGACUGGAAUGAGGAGAAGACUAUGUUCUACCCAUAUAGUGACAGCCCAGAGCUGCGCAGGGUGGCCAAGGCUCAGGAGGUUCUCAGUGAUGUUCAGUACAAGAAGGGGCACGAUGAGCGCAAAGCCAAGUACACCUCUUUGCCUGACCCUCCUGAAGUUGAGCUGGCGAGAAGAGUGGCCGAUCAGCGGAGUGAUCUGAAAUACAAGGAGGACUACAACAAAAAUGUGAAGGGUCAAUGGUGUGAGACCCCGUACUUUGACGUGGCCACUGCCAGGGUAGCAAUGGAAAACUUAAGUGAUAGAAGAUACACACAACACCAUGAGGACACCAAAGACCAAAUUUAUUUCAUGCAAACAGAAACGCCUGUCUAUGAGACAAACAAGAAAGCACGCAUUGCUGCCAGUGAGGUCCAAUAUAAGAAGGAAUAUGAGAAAUCGAAAGCGCAGUCGGACUACAACACGCUCCCUGCCACAGAGAAUCCUCUGCUGCGACAGCUACGUUACGCUGGCACAAUCCUCAGUGAUAAAGUGUACAAGUCCAACUAUGAGAAAUCAAGAGGCUUCAGUAUCAACUACUGUGACACGCCAAAGUUCCAGAUGGACUCAGUUCUCAAAAAGUUCUCAGAUGCACAAUACAAAGAAAAGUAUGAAAAUGAGGUGAAAGGAAGUUAUAUUGGCAGCUAUGAGGAUGUCUAUAUGCUCCACUGCCAAAAAGUAGAGGAAAUGAAGAACGAUCAAUUAUACAAAGCGGAAUAUGAGGAUAUAAAAACAAGGUGCUUCUUCCCUCAAACAAUCACUCCUGAAUAUGAAGCCUGCAAAAAGCUUAAUGCGUGCAGUGACAAAGUCUAUCGUCAACAUCCAGACCAAGUGAAAUUCACGCAAGUGGUGGACUCGCCGGUGCUUGUGCAAGCAGCCAUCAAUGCCAAGCAGCUGAGUGACCUCAACUAUAAGGCCAAUUAUGAAGAAAUGAAGGUCAAAAACAGUCUGCCCCCAGACUAUCCAUUCUUCAUCCAAUCCAGAGUUAACGCUUUCAACAUCAGUGAGAACUGUUAUAGGUACGACUGGGAGAGAUCCAAGGCAAAGAAGUUUGAAAUCAAGGGUGAUGCCAUUCCAAUCCUUGCUGCCCGUGCGCACACAAACAUUGCUAGUGAUGUAAAAUACAAGAAAGAGUACGAAAAGAACAAGGGACAGAUGGUUGGAGCUCUCAGCAUUAAUGAUGAUCCCAAAAUCUUGCACUCUGUUCACGUCGCCAAAAUCCAGAGCGAUCGUGAAUACAAAAAAGACUACGAGAAGAUUAAGACUAAGUACCACACACCUCUUGAUAUGAUGUCGAUCACCUCGGCUAAGAAAUCCCAGGCCAUAUCCAGUAUGGCCGGCUACAGAAGCAUCAGCACCAACUUCUACCUGCCAUACGACAGCGUGCUGCUGGACCUGGCCAAGAAAGCCAACAUUAUUCAGAGUGAUAAUGAAUACAAGUCUGACUACAACACUUACACAAAAGGUGCACCAUGGGUGACCUUUGGCUCUAUGGAGAUUGAAAAGGCCAAGACCGCUGCUCGUAUCCUGGAUGAGAAAAAAUACAGACAGCAUCCAGACACAAUCCCUUUCACAUCUAUUGAUGACCACCCGAUCAUGAUGCAAGCCAAAGUCAACCAGCUUCAAAGAAGUGAUAUUUUCUACAGGAGAGGCCUGGAGGAGAUACACCAGAAAUACUCUCUACCUCCUGAUGUCCCUGAGUUCCUUCAGGCCAAGUGCAAUGCUUACAACAUCAGCCAGAACUACUACAAGCAAGCCUGGCAGGACUUGAUCGCCAAAGGUUAUGACCUGAAGCCUGAUGCCAUCCCUGUGGUGGCUGCCAAGGCUGCCAGACAUGCAGCUAGUGAUGUUCAAUAUAAGAAAGCAUAUGAGAAAGCCAAGGGCCACCAUGUUGGUUUCCGCAGCCUCCAGGACGAUCCUUUACUGGUCCACUACAUGGAGGUGGCCAAGAUGCAGAGUGACAAGAACUACAAGAAGGACUACCACAUGGUCAAGCUGAAGUUCCAUUCGCCGGUUGACAUGAUGAGUGUGGCCCAUGCCAAACAUGCCUCAAAAGUUCAGACUUUUGCUGGCUAUAAACAGCUCCACCAUAACUACUGUCUUCUCCCUGAUGCCAUGAAUUUGGAUCUUGCCCGCACCAUGAACUUCAACUCAAGUGAUUUCAACUACAAGCAAGAUUAUGAGGCAUCGGUCAAGGGAACAGGCUGGGUCCCCAUUGGUUCCCUGGAGGUGGAGAAAGCAAAAAUGGCAGCAUCAGCUUUGGAUGAGAAGAAGUAUAGACAACACCCUUCCAAUUUCAAAUUCACAAGCACAGCUGACUCCAUGAGCAUGGAGCUUGCCAAGACCAAUGCCAAAAUAAUGAAUAAUAAAGAGUACAAGGCCAGUGGAGAGAAGUUCAUGCACACCUAUCACCUCCCUGCUGACGCUCCAGAGCUCAUGCAAGCCAGGUACAAUGCAGUCAACAUCAGCCAGAAUUACUACACUUAUGCGCACCGUCAAGAUAUUCUCAAAGGACAUCAGUUGAAGGAAGACGCUAUUCCCAUUGUUGCAGCAAAAUCCUCAAGAGACAUUGCCAGUAAUUUCAAGUAUAAGCUGGCACAUGAGAAAGCCAAAGGUCACCACGUUGGCUUCCGCAGCCUCCAAGAUGAUCCUUUGCUCGUCCACUACAUGGAGGUGGCUAAGCUGCAGAGUGAUAAGAACUACAAGAAGGACUACCACAAGUCCAAGCUGAAGUAUCACUCCCCAGUGGACAUGAUGAGUGUUGUCCAUGCCAAGCAGGCGUCUGCUGCUCAAACUAUGGCUGGGUACAGGAAGAUCCCUCACAAUUAUUUCCUGCUGCCUGACAACAUGCACCUGCAGCUGUGUAGAGGCAUGAUGGAAAUUCAAAGUGAUAAUGUUUAUAAAUCAGAUUACGCUCAGUUUUAUAAAGGUGCUGGCUGGGUGCCCAUUGGUUCACUUGAUGUUGAGAAGGCCAAAGCUGCCAAAGCUGCUUUGGAUGAGAGGAGCUAUCGUCAACAUCCCAGCGGACUUAAAUUCACAAGCAAAACUGAUGAUAUGAACAUGGCCCUAGCCCUGACAAACUCCAAGCUGUUGGACAAAGCUUCAUAUAAAGCUUCAGGUGAAAAGUUUAUGCACACAUAUAAUCUGCCAGCAGACAGCCCAGAAUUCCUUCAGGCCAAGUUCAAUGCCCAGACCAUGAGUGAGAGUCACUACAAGCACAAGUGGCUUGAAGACAUUGCCAAAGGAUACGACAUGAAGCCGGAUGCUAUUCCAAUCCUUCAUGCUAAACAAGGCAGACAUAUUGCCAGCAAUGUUCAGUACAAAAAAGAGUAUGAGAAGGCCAGAGGCCACCACGUUGGCUUCCGCAGCCUCCAGGAUGAUCCUCUGCUGGUCCACUACAUGGAGGUGGCCAAGUUACAGAGUGACAAGAACUACAAGAAGGACUACCACAAGUCCAAGCUGAAGUAUCACUCCCCAGUGGACAUGAUGAGCGUGGUUCAUGCCAAGCAGGCGUCUGCUGCCCAGACCUUUGCUGGCUACAGAAAGAUCCCACACAACUACUUCCUCCUGCCUGACAAUAUGGAACUGCAGCGGUGCCGUACCAUGAACACACAGUCAAGCGAUAGCGAUUACAAGUCUGAAUGGAACAGCUUUGUAAGAGGCACCGGUUGGGUCCCCAUUGGUUCACUUGGAGUUGAAACCGCAAGGGUUGGUGGUGAGAUUCUGAGUGAGAAGCGGUAUCGAACUCAUCCAUCCAACUUCAAGUACAGUAAGCUGAUGGACUCAAUGGACGUAGCCUUGGCCACUGCCAACAAUCAGAUCAUGAAUAAGAAAGCCUACACAUCGGCUUGGGAAAAGGACAAACUCACUGUCCAUGUAAUGCCAGACUCACCAGAAAUUGUCUUGGCCAAGGCUAAUGCGAUCACCAUGAGCAAUAAACUUUAUAAAGCUGGUAUUGUGGAGAUGGCCAACAAGGGAUACAAUCUCAAAGCAGAUGCCAUCCCAAUUGUUGCUGCCAAACAAGGAACACAUAUAGCUAGCAAUUUCAAGUACAAGCUGGCACAUGAGAAAGCCAAGGGCCACCACGUUGGCUUCCGCAGCCUCCAGGAUGAUCCUCUGCUGGUCCACUAUAUGGAGGUGGCUAAGCUGCAGAGUGAUAAGAACUACAAGAAGGACUACCACAAGUCCAAGCUGAAGUACCACUCCCCAGUUGACAUGAUGAGUGUUGUCCAUGCCAAGCAGGCGUCUGCUGCUCAAACUAUGGCUGGGUACAGGAAGAUACAGCACAGCUAUGCUCUCCUCCCAGAUGCCAUGAACCUUGUGCUUGCUCGCACCAUGAAUGCCCAGGCCAGCGAUUGUGAAUACAAAUCAGACUGGAACACCUGUGUGAGAGGCACUGGGUGGGUGCCAAUUGGUUCACUAGGUGUUGAAACAGCAAAGGUUGGCGGUGAUAUUCUCGCUGACAAAAAGUAUCGCACACAUCCCUCCAACUUUAAGUUCAGCAAGCUUAUGGACUCCAUGGAUUUGGCUCUGGCUACUGCUAACAACCAGAUCAUGAAUAAGAAAGCGUACACUGCUGCUUGGGAAAAAGACAAGCUGACCGUCCACAUCAUGCCAGAUGCUCCUGAAAUUGUCCUAGCCAAGGCUAAUGCCAUCACCAUGAGUGAUAAACUCUACAAAGCUGGUCUUGUGGAGAUGGCCAAUAGGGGGUACAACCUUAAGGCCGAUGCCAUCCCAAUUCUUGCUGCAAAGUCUGGCACAGCUAUUGCCAGCAAUUUCAAAUACAAGUUGGCUUAUGAGAAAGCCAGAGGUCACCAUGUUGGCUUCCGCAGCCUCCAGGACGAUCCUUUGCUGGUCCACUACAUGGAGGUGGCCAAGUUACAGAGUGACAAGAACUACAAGAAGGACUACCACAAGUCCAAGCUGAAGUAUCACUCCCCAGUGGACAUGAUGAGUGUGGUUCAUGCCAAGCAGGCGUCUGCUGCUCAAACUAUGGCUGGAUACAAGAAGUUGAUCAACCACUACACUGUGCUGCCCGAUGCUAUGAACCUUGAGCUUGCUCGCAACAUGCAGCUCAUUGCCAGUGAUAACCAGUACAAGAGUGAAUAUCAGCAGUACAUAAAAGGAACUGGAUGGGUUCCCAUUGGCUCACUGGAUGUGGAGAAAGUGAGGACAGCAGGCCUUGCGCUGAGUGAGAAGAAUUAUCGUCAGCAUCCUAGCAACUUUAAAUUCACUAAGGACAUGCACUCUAUGGAUCUGACUCUUGCCACUGCCAAUAACCAGAUAAUGGAUAAGCAAUCUUACACCAAAGCCUGGGAGAAAGACAAGACAUCAAUUCAUAUCAUGCCUGAUGCCAUGGAUGUUCUUUUAGCAAAAGCAAAUAAAGUAAAUUACAGUGAGAAACUCUACAAAUUGAACAACGAGCUGUCUAAGAAGAAGGGCCACAAUGUCCGGGCUGAUGCGAUUCCGAUUCAGGCUGCCAAAUCGUCCACUAUGAUUGCCAGUGAUUACAAGUACAAGGCAGGAUACCGUAAGCAGGUCGGCCACCACAUUGGUGCCCUCAGCAUCCAGGACGACCCUCUCCUCAUGCUGGCUCUGAACUCAGCCAAGAUCGCCAGUGAUGCCCUGUACAAGAAGGACUUCAACAAGUCCAAGACCAAGUUCCACCUCCCAGUUGACAUGAUGGCCUUUGAGCUGGCCAAGAAGAACCAGAUCCAAGUCAACCAUGCCAACUACAUCACUCGCCUGCACAACUGGACCUGCCUGCCAGACUCCAAUGAUGUGGUUCAGGCUAGACAUGCAUAUGACCUCCAGAGUGAUGCUGUGUACAAGGAGGAGCUGAAGGUUCUGAAGGGUAUUGGCUGGGUGCCCAUAGGUUCACUGGAUGUGGAGAAGUCUAAGAAAGCUGGCGAGAUCCUGAGUGAGAAGCUUUACCGUCAGCAUCCAAGCAACUACAAGUUCAAGAGCACCACUGAAGACAUGCCCAUGGCCCUGGCCAAAGCCAAUGCUCAGAUUAUGAACAAGUCAGCCUACACCCAAGCCUGGGACAACGACAAGACCUCCAUCCAUGUCAUGCCAGAUGCCAUGGAUAUUCUCCUUGCCAAAGCAAACAAAAUCAACUACAGUGUGAAAGCAUACAAGCAGGCAAAUGAGGAUGCCAAGAAGAAGGGCUAUGACAUGCGCAACGAUGCAAUUUCCAUUAUUGCAGCAAGGGCCUCCAGGGACAUCGCCAGUGAUUACAAGUACAAGGCAGGAUACCGCAAGCAGGUCGGCCACCACAUUGGUGCCCUCAGCAUCCAGGAUGACCCUCUCCUCAUGCUGGCUCUGAACUCAGCCAAGAUCGCCAGUGACGCCCUGUACAAGAAGGACUUCAACAAGUCCAAGACCAAGUUCCACCUCCCAGUUGACAUGAUGGCCUUUGAGCUGGCCAAGAAGAACCAGAUCCAAGUCAACCAUGCCAACUACAUCACUCGCCUGCACAACUGGACCUGCCUGCCAGACUCCAAUGAUGUGGUCCAGGCCAGACAUGCAUAUGACCUCCAGAGUGAUGCUGUGUACAAGGAGGAGCUGAAGGUUCUGAAGGGUAUUGGCUGGGUGCCCAUAGGUUCACUGGAUGUGGAGAAGACUAAGAAAGCUGGCGAGAUCCUGAGUGAGAAGCUUUACCGUCAGCAUCCAAGCAACUUGAAGUUCAAGAGCACCACUGAAGACAUGCCCAUGGCCCUGGCCAAAGCCAAUGCUCAGAUUAUGAACCACAAAGCCUAUAUUGACGCCUGGAAUAAUGAAAAGACCAAGAUCCAUGUCAUGCCUGAUUCUAUGGAUGUUGUUCUCGCCAAAGCCAACAAUGUCAUCUACAGCGAGAAAAAAUACAAGCAAGCUAAUGAAGAUGCCAAAAAGAAAGGCUACGAUUUGCGAAAUGACGCCAUUUCCAUCCUUGCAGCCAAGGCUUCCAGAGACAUUGCCAGUGAUUACAAGUACAAGGCAGGAUACCGUAAACAGGUCGGCCACCACAUUGGUGCUCUCAGCGUCCAGGACGACCCUCUCCUCAUGCUGGCUCUGAACUCAGCCAAGAUUGCCAGUGAUGCCCUGUACAAGAAGGACUUCAACAAGUCCAAGACCAAGUUCCACCUCCCAGUUGACAUGAUGGCCUUUGAGCUGGCCAAGAAGAACCAGAUCCAAGUCAACCAUGCUAACUACAUCACUCGCCUGCACAACUGGACCUGUUUGCCGGACUCCAACGAUGUGGUCCAGGCUAGACUUGCAUAUGACCUCCAGAGUGAUGCUGUGUACAAGGAGGAGCUGAAGGUUCUGAAGGGUAUUGGCUGGGUGCCCAUAGGUUCACUGGAUGUGGAGAAGACUAAGAAAGCUGGCGAGAUCCUGAGUGAGAAGCUUUACCGUCAGCAUCCAAGCAACUACAAGUUCAAGAGCACCACUGAAGACAUGCCCAUGGCCCUGGCCAAAGCCAAUGCUCAGAUUAUGAACCAGAAAGCAUACACUGAGGCCUGGCACAAUGAGAAAACCAAGAUCCACAUCAUGCCUGAUGCUAUGGAUGUUCUUCUCGCCAAAGCUAACAAUGUCAACUUCAGUGAGAAACGUUACAAACAGGCUAAUGAAGAUGCCAAGAAGAAGGGCUAUGAUAUGCGAAAUGAUGCUAUUUCAAUCCGUGCUGCCAAAGCCUCCAGGGACAUAGCCAGCGAUUACAAGUACAAGACAGGGUACCGUAAGCAAGUUGGCCAUCAUAUUGGUGCUCGCAGUGUCCAGGACGACCCUCUCCUCAUGCUGGCUCUGAACUCAGCCAAGAUCGCCAGUGAUGCCCUGUACAAGAAGGACUUCAACAAGUCCAAGACCAAGUUCCACCUCCCAGUUGACAUGAUGGCCUUUGAGCUGGCCAAGAAGAACCAGAUCCAAGUCAACCAUGCCAACUAUAUCACUCGUCUGCAUCAGUGGACCUGCCUGCCAGACUCCAAUGAUGUGGUCCAAGCCAGACAAGCGUAUGACCUCCAAAGUGAUGCUGUCUACAAAGCGGAUAUGAAGUGGCUCCAGGGAUUAGGAUGGGUCCCAAUUGGCUCACUUGAGGUGGAGAAGGCAAAGAAGGCAGCAGAGAUCUUGAGUGAGAGGAAAUACAGGCAGCACCCUAGCACUGUUCCUUUCACCAGCACUGUUGAUGCUAUGAGCAUUGAACUGGCAAAGAACAAUGCUUUGACCAUGAACAAGCGGCUAUACACUGAAGCAUGGGAAAAAGAUAAGACCAAGCUUCAUAUCCAGCCGGACACCCCUGAGAUCAUACUCUCUCAACAAAAUGCCAUCAACAUGAGCAGGAAACUAUACAGAGAAGGUUUUGAAGCCACCAUAAAGAAGGGUUAUUUCCUGCCUCCGGAUGCAGUCUCUGUGAAAUCUGCCAAAGCUUCCAGAGAUAUCGUCAGUGAUUACAAAUACAAGACAGGCUACAGGAAGCAGGUUGGACACCACAUUGGAGCCCUCAGUGUCAAUGAUGAUCCUCUGAUUGUGCUGGCCCUGAACUCAGCCAAAAUUGCCAGUGAUGCCUUGUACAAGAAGGACUUCAACAAGUCCAAGACCAAGUUCCAUCUGCCAGUAGACAUGCUGAGUCUUGAGCUGGCAAAGAAAUGUCAGAUACAGGUCAACCACGCAAACUACAUUACUCGCCUUCACCAGUGGACCUGCUUGCCAGACUCCAACGACGUUGUACAGGCCAGAAAAGCCUACGACCUUCAGAGCGAUGCUGUAUACAAGGCUGACUUGGAUGAGAUUGUUGGUGUGGGAUGGAUCCCCAUUGGUUCACUGGAUGUUGCUAAGGCCAAGCAUGCAGCAAAUAUUCUCAGCGACCGCCUUUAUAGAGAGAAACCAGACAAACACAAAUAUACCACUGACAUGAGCUCAAUGCCCAUGCUGUUGGCCAAAGCAAAUGCUGAAAUCAUGAACAAGAAAAAUUACAUUGCUGCAUGGGAAGCUGACAAAAUGAAGAAUCACGUUUCCCCAGAUAUGCCUGAGAUGCUGCUCUCCAAAGCAAAUGCUCAGAACAUAAGCAAGAAACUGUACAGGGAGGCUGUUGAGGAGAUCUUCAGAAAGGGUUAUGAUCUCAAAGGCGACGCUGUUUCGGUUGUUGCUGCAAAGCAUGGAAGAGAAAUUAUCAGUGAUUACAAGUACAAGACCGGAUAUCGUAAGCAGGUUGGCCACCACAUUGGUGCUCGCUGUGUUGAAGACGACCCUCUGAUCAUGCUGGCUCUGAACUCAGCCAAGAUUGCCAGCGAUGCCCUGUACAAGAAGGACUUCAACAAGUCCAAGACUAAGUUCAAUCUUCCAGUUGACAUGCUCAAUCUUGAGCUGGCCAAGAAAUGCCAGAUCCAGGUCAAUGACUUUAACUACAGAACCCAUCUGCACAAUUGGACCUGCCUGCCAGACUCCAAUGACGUGGUCCAGGCCAGGAAGGUCUAUGACCUUCAGAGUGACGCUGUAUACAAAGCUGACAUGGAAUGGAUCAAGGGGACAGGGUGGGUGCCUAUAGGCUCACUGGAUGUAGAAAAGGCAAAGAAGGCAGCAGAGAUAUUGAGUGAAAAGAAGUACCGUCAACAUCCGAGCAACUUCAAAUUCACUGCCCAGACCACUGACAUGCCAUAUGCUCUUGCUCAGGCCAAUGCCCAGAUCAUGAAUAAGAAAGCCUAUGUUUCUGCUUGGGAGUCUGACAAGACCAACCUUCAUGUCAUGGCUGACACACCAGAGAUCGUCCUCGCCAAACAGAACAAACUCAACACCAGUCUGAAAUAUUACCGUGAAGGCUACAUGGACACCAUCAACAAGGGCUACUACCUUCCCAAGGAUGCAAUCUCAGUUCUGUCAGCUAAGGCCGGAAGAGACAUCAUCAGUGACUACAAAUACAAAGCUGGUUUCCGCAAGCAAUGUGGCCAUCAUAUUGGCGCUCUCAGUGUAAAUGAUGAUCCGCUGAUCAUGCUGGCAGCAAAUGCUGCUAGGAUCUCUAGUGACAACAUUUACAAGAAGGACUUCAACAAGACCAAGACCAAGUACAAUCUGCCAGUGGACAUGCUCACAAUAGAACUGGCCAAGAAGUGCCAGCAGCAAGUCAAUGACUUCAACUACAGAACUCAUUUGCACCAGUGGACAUGCCUGCCAGACUCUAACGAUGUUGUUCAGGCCAGGAAGGUCUAUGAUCUACAGAGUGAUGCUGUCUACAAAGCUGACCUGGAGUGGCUGAAGGGAUGUGGCUGGUCCCCCCAAGACUCUGUGGACGUUGUCAAAGCUAGAAACGCCCAGAAUGUUCUUAAUGAAAGGCUCUAUCGUCAGCCGCCAAGCACUGUCAAGUUCACCAGUGUAGUUGAUCUGCCAGCUAUCGUCCUGUCCAAGCAAAAUGCUGACAACCUCAGUGAUAGAAAAUAUAGAGAGGCGUGGGAUAAGGACAAGCUCACCAUCCACCUUCCAUCUGACAUCCCUUCUGUGAUACUUUCCAAGGCCAAUGCAAUCAACAUCAGUGAGAAACUUUACACAAAGGACUGGGAUGACCAAAAAGCCAAAGGGUACCAGAUUAAAGAGGAUGCCAUCUCUGUGCUGAAAGCUAAAGCCUCCAGAGACAUCAUCAGUGAUUACAAGUACAAGACCGGAUACCGUAGACAGGUUGGCCACCACAUUGGUGCUCGCUGUGUUGAAGACGACCCUCUGAUCAUGCUGGCUCUGAACUCAGCCAAGAUUGCCAGCGAUGCCCUGUACAAGAAGGACUUCAACAAGUCCAAGACUAAGUUCAAUCUUCCAGUUGACAUGCUCAAUCUUGAGCUGGCCAAGAAAUGCCAGAUCCAGGUCAAUGACUUUAACUACAGAACCCAUCUGCACAAUUGGACCUGCUUGCCAGACUCCAACGACGUGGUCCAGGCCAGGAAAGCUUACGACCUUCAGAGCGAUGCCGUAUACAAAGCUGAUAUGGAAUGGAUCCGUGGGUGUGGAUGGAUGCCACAUGAGUCUGUGGAAGUGCUGAAGGUCAAAAACGCACAGAAAAUCCUUGCUGAUAGAGGCUAUCGUGUCAAGUUGGAUGAACAAAAAUUCAUUGUUCCAACUGACAGGGUUGACUUGGUCUGUGCCAAGAAUGCUGCUGCUGCCCUUGAUGAGGCCAAAUAUCGCGAGGCCUGGCACCAGGAAAAAACAAAAUACUCACUGGUGGAGACGCCAACAAUUGUCACUGCCAGAGAGGUGGCGAAGAAUGUCCAUCCUAAACUGUACACCAAAGAAUGGGAUAAAAUUAAAGCUACAGGUUACUUCAUGCCUGGAGAUGCUGUGGGAAUUAAGCAGUGCAUUGUAACAUCUAAAGUUCAGAGUAAUCAUAAAUACCUCGAGUCAUACCGCAAGCAAGUUGGCCAUCAUAUUGGUGCUCGCAGUGUCCAGGACGACCCUCUCCUCAUGCUGGCUUUGAACUCUGCCAAGAUCGCCAGUGACGCCCUGUACAAGAAGGACUUCAACAAGUCCAAGACCAAGUUCAAUCUUCCAGUUGACAUGUUGCAGUUUGAAUUGGCAAAGAAAUGCCAGAUGCAAGUCAAUGAUGACAACUACAGAACUCGUCUGCACCAGUGGACCUGUCUGCCUGACCAGAAUGAUGUCAUUCAGGCUCGAAAAGCCUACGAUCUCCAGAGUGACUAUGUUUACAAGGCUGAUCUGGAAUGGAUCAGGGGCUGUGGAUGGAUGCCAAAUGAGUCUGUGGAUCAUGUAAAGGUCAAGAAGGCACAGCAGAUUCUCAACGAUAGACUUUACACCAAAAAUGCCAAAGAAUGCUUUGGAAAAUUCACCCUGGUUGUUGACCGUCCUGAAAUCCUAUUGGCUAAGGUUAAUGCUGCCAAUCUCAGUGAUCUGAAAUACAAGGAGACCUUCAAUGCCGAAAAGGGCCAUUACAUUGGUUCAGAGGAUACUCCUCAACUGGCCCACAGCAGGGAGGUGUCAAAGAUCAUUAGUGAGAAAACCUACAAAUCAGCCUGGGACAAAUCCAAAGCUACAGGAUACCAACUGGACCACGAAUACAUCCCUCUUCUGUCUGGAAAGAAGGGCAGAGACAUUGCUAGUGAUGUUAAGUACAAGGAUGUGCAUGAGAAGGCCAAGGGCCACUACAUGGCUGGUACUUUGGUGGACUUCCCUGAAGUGAUACGAUGCGGCGACCAGGAGAAGAACAAGGGUCUGAGGCUGUACCAAAAGGACUAUCACCAAUCUAAGACCAAGACGCACCUGCCGCCUGACAUCAUUGCUAACCAGGUUGCAAAGCGAUGCCAGGACAUGCUGAGCGACGUCCUCUACCGCACAUACCUGCACCAGUGGACAUGCCACCCCGACCAAGAGGAUGCCAUCCGAGCUCGCAAGACCAAUGAGAUUCUCAGUGAUGUCUUCUACAAGGAGGACCUAACAUGGAUGAAGGGUAUUGGCUGUUAUGUGUGGGACACUCCUGAGAUCGUUCGUGCCAAGAAGUCCUAUGAGUUGCAGAGUGAUCUGAAAUACAGAGAUGAAGCCAAGAAGGAAUUCAAUAACUAUUCCAUCGUGACGGACACUCCUGUAUAUGUGACGGCUGUACUGGGUCACACGUGGGCCAGUGAGCUGAACUACAGGGAGGCUUAUCACAAGGAGAAGCACUUGUACACCACCGUUUUGGAUACAUAUGAUUACGCCAGAUGCCACAACUUCAAGGAGUUUUUCAGCAACAAAAAAUACACUGCCACCUGGGAUAAAAUCAAAGCUAAAAGCUACCAAAUUCCACAUGACUCUCACGCUUUGCAACAUGCUAAAAGCCAGAAGGUCAUUCUCAGUGGGGUGAAGUACAAGGAGGACUAUGAAAAGUUCAAGUCCCUCUACAGCCUACCAAAGUCCCUCGAAGACGAUCCUGCCACUGCCCGCUGUGUUAAAGCCGGAAAACUGGUCCUUGAUCGUCUCUACAAAGAGAACUACGAGAAGACCAAGGCCAAGAACCACAUCCCACCUGACAUGCUGGAGAUCCUGUCGGCCCGCAACACCCAGUCCACUGUUAGCGGAAUUCAUUACCGCAAAUACCUGCAUCAGUGGAUGUGUCUUCCAGACAUGCAGAUGUACGUUCAAGCACGCAAGGUCAAUGAGCAGCUCAGUGAUAUCUUCUACAAGGAUGACCUGAACUGGCUAAAGGGAAUCGGUUGCUAUGCCUGGGACACACCGGAGAUUCUGAGAGUCAAGCAAGCUGGUGAAAUUCAAAGCGAGCAAAAGUACAGAGCUAAGGGUAUCGAGGCCUUCAAGGAUUACUCGGUAGUGACCGAUACCCCGGUGUAUGAGACAGCUAAGCAGAAUGCUGUUAACCUCAGUGAUCUGCACUACCGUUAUGAUUACAACACCAAUGUAAAAGGAACCAACACAUCACCGGCUGUCACCGUGGAAACAGAGAGAGCACGUCUGGCCAACCACAUCCAGAGUGAUAACUGGUACAAAGAAGCCAACAAGACCUUCAUGCCGACUGGAUAUUCACUGCCUCAUGACACUCCUCUGAUCAAGCAAGUUAAGCACAACUCGCUUGUUGCCAGCAACGUGAAGUACAAGGAGGCUUAUGAGAUGAUGAAGGCCAAGGCCUACACUCUUCAUCCAGAGGGUGUCAACUUUGUCAAUUCGAGAAAGGCUCACAAAAUCAGUAACGAUCGCCUAUAUCGCGAGGCCUACCACAAGACAAAGGACAAGAUCCACACAACAUAUGACACUCCUGAUAUCAGACAAGUCAAGAUGAACCAAGAUCACCUGAGCGAUUUGUGGUAUAAGGAGAAAUACAACAGCACCAAGGGCCAGCUGAUCUCCAUGCCAAUCACGCCUGAGCUUCUUCACUGCUACCAUGUUAAUGAAAUCACCAGUGAUCUGAAAUACAAAGAGGAUCUGAUGUGGCUGAGAGGCCUUGGCUGCUUCCUGUACGACACACCAGAGAUGGUCCAUGUCCGUAACAUCACCAAGUACAGGACAAGCUAUCCAGUGGAAGCUAAGAAGAACCUUGCCAACUUCUCUGUGGUCCUCGACACACCAGAGUAUAAGCGUGUGACAGAGCUGAAGAGCCACAUGAGCAAUCUCAUAUACAAAGCUCAAAGCAAAGAGGAGAUGGCUCGUGUCACAUCAACCCUGGAUUCUGUGGACAUCAAGAGAGCCAAAUGGGCCCAACAACUGACCAACAAAUACUUGUACACUGACCUUGCUGCUAAAGAGAGAGCCCACUUCACACAGGAGAUGGAAACUCCGCACAUAAGUCAUGCCAGGAAAAUGAAAGUCAUUUCCAGUGAGAACAAGUAUAAGGAGCAGUAUGAAAAGAUGAAGCACAGGUACACUGCCAUUGCUGAUACACCCCUGCUCAUCCGCUCCAAGAAAGCCUAUCUCCAAUCAAGCGAUCUGCGCUACAAAGAGACCUUUGAGCUGUCUAAGGGCCACUACCAUACAGUCAAGGAUGCCCUGGACAUCACAUAUCACCGCAGAGUUACGGACGAUAUCAGCGAGGUCAAAUACCGAGAGAAGUACAUCAACUCUCUGGGCACAUGGAAGUCCAUCCCCGAUCGCCCCGAGUUCUUCUUCAGCAGGAUUGUCAGUGACAACGUCAGCUCUGUCAAGUACAAGGAAGACCUUGACUGGUUGAAGGGAAUUGGCUGCUUCGUAUGGGACACACCUGAGCUGGUGCUGGCCGAGAAUAACAAGAGCCUGUACAGUGAGAGACUCUACAAAUCUUCCUUUGAGAAGAACAGAGGAAACUUCAAGUAUACUUGUGACACACCUUUCUUCCAGGCUGCCAAAAAUGCUUCUACCCUCAUCAACGAUGUGUUGUAUAAAUCCAAAGCAAAGGGUCUGCUAAAGAGCGGUUGCAAUGAGCUGCGCCGCCCUGAAAUCCUCAGAGCCCUAUUCCAGACCACUAUUGGCAGUAAGUGGCGUUAUCGGGAGCAGUAUGAACGUGCAAAGGAUAAGUUCACUUCGGUUCUGGAGACACCCGAGUAUGAGACCCAUAAGCGCAGCAAGAAGAUCACAGAUAUAAUUUACAAGAUGGAGUACAACAAGACCAAGGCAAAGGGUUACACUUUGCCCUAUGACACCCCUCACCAGAACCACAUGAAGAAGGUUAAGGAGAUCACCAGCAAUCUAAAGUACAAAGAGGUGUAUGAGAGGAGCAAGGCCCAGAUCAACAUGGACCCUGAGGCACAUGACAUCCGUGCCGCUAAGGAAGCUUAUAAGAACAUCAGCAAUCUCGACUACAAGAAGAAGUAUGAAGCUACCAAGAACAAGUGGAUUUGGACUGCAGACAGACCGGACUUUGUCAAUGCUGCCAAAAAUUCCCUGCAACAGAGUGAUGUUGAGUACAAGUAUGACAAGGAGAUGAUGAAGGGCUGUGUGAUCCCAGUGGUGGACGACAAGUACACUGUUCUGGCCAUGAGAAAUGCCGAAAUGGCCAGUGAUGUGAAGUACAAAGCAAAGUAUGAGAAGGAAAAAGGCCACUACAUGCCUGUCCUGGACACUCCCCAAAUCCUCCACUCCAAGGCUGUGCGCACACUGGUAUCUGAGAGCAAAUACAAGGAGGCCAGUAAGAAGGACAUGCAGAGUGGCUCGUUCACCACAUUGUCUGAAACCCGUGACACUGCACACAGCAAGUCGGUCAACAAGCUCGUCAGCGGGAUUGUGUACAAGGAGAAGUUCGAGAAGGAGAAGGGCAAGUCUUCGUACAAUCUCAUGACUGUGCCACCAGAUGUUCAGCAUGCCAUGAAUGUGGCCAAGAGUCAGAGUAAUGUGAACUACAAGAAGGAUGCCAAGGCCAACCUGCACUACACCACUGUGGCCGAUCGCCCCGACAUCAGGAAGGCUACCCAGGCUGCCAAACUCAUCAGCGGGAUCGGCUACCGUGAUAAGGCCCGUGAGGAGGCCAGCCGCGGGGGCUCACUCACCCACCGUCCUGACAUUGCUCUGGCCACUGAGGUGUCCAAACUGACCAGUCAGGUGGAGGCCAUGCCCUCCCUCCAUGGAGCUGCCUCCUUUGAUACCCCCCAGAUGCGCCACAUUAAGAAAAUGAGUGCCGUGACUAGUGAUGUGAAAUACAAGGAGAAGUUUGACAAGGAGGUGAAAGGGAAGAAGCCGCAGUAUGAUCUGAAGGAGAGUAAGAUUUAUCAAACAUUGAAGGACGCAAACACUCUGGCUAGUGAGGUGAAGUACAAGGGUGACCUGAAGAAGAUCCACAAGCCUGUGACUGACAUGGCCGAGUCCCUCUCCAUGCAGCACAGCCUGAGCACCAGCAAGCUGUCCAGCAACUACGUCUACAAGAAGAAAUUUGAGGAGAGUAAGGGUCACUACCACAUGAUUGCUGACACACCAGAGCAGAUCCAUCACAAGGAGGCGACAGAACUCCAGAGUAACGUGAAGUACAAGGAGAAAUAUGAGAAAGAGAAGGGCAAGGCCAUGCUGGACUUUGAAACGCCCACUUAUGUGACGGCCAAGGAAGCACAGCAUAUGCAGAGCCAGAAAGACUAUAAGAAGGACUUUGAGGAGUCCAUGAGGGGCAAGAACCUCUCGGGCUUGGAGGUCACCCCUGCCAUGAUACAUGUCAGACACGCCACCAAAAUAGCCAGUGAGAGAGAGUACAGGAAGGAUCUAGAGGAAGGGGUGAAGGGUAAAGGGCUAACUGUGCUGGAGGAAACUCCGGAGCUCUUGAGAGCAAGGAAUGCCACUCAAAUCCUGAGUGAGAGAGAGUACAAGAAGGCACUGGAGCAGGAGAUUAAGGGCAAGGGAAUGUUGGCUUUGGCUACAGACACCCCUGACUUCAUGAGAGCGAGGAAUGCUACUGAUAUCCUCAGCCAGUCUAAAUAUAAGCAAACUGCUGAGAUGGACCGAGCCAGCUACACCACUGUCAUCGACACCCCAGACAUCAUCCAUGCCCAGCAGAUGAGGAACAUUGUCAGCCAGAAAAAGUACAAGGAGGAGGCUGAGAAGACCAUGUCUCACUAUGUGCCAGUUCUGGACACCCCAGAGAUGCAGAGAGUCCGUGAAAACCAGAAGAACUUCAGCACUCUUCAGUACCAGAAUGACCUUAAAAACAUAAAGGGAAAAGUGUCGGCUGUAAUCGACACACCAGAAAUGCUUCGUGUUAAGGAAAAUUCAAAGAAUUUCAGCAUGAUUCAGUACAAAGAAGAAUUGGGGGGAGGAACAGCUCUGCCCGAAACCCCAGAGAUGGAGCGAGUCAAACAAAACCAACGCAACAUAAGCACGAUUCAGUACAGAGAGGAGCUGGGAGGAGGAACAGCUCUGCCCGAAACCCCGGAGAUGGAGCGAGUUAAACAUAACCAGCGCAACAUUAGCUCGAUCCAGUACAAGGAGGAGCUGGGAGGAGGAACAGCUCUGCCUGACACCCCUGAGAUGGAGAGAGUUAAACUAAACCAGCGCAACAUUAGCUCGAUCCAGUACAGGGAGGAGCUGGGAGGAGGAACAGCUCUGCCUGACACCCCUGAGAUGGAGAGAGUUAAACUAAACCAGCGCAACAUUAGCUCGAUUCAGUACAAGGAUUCUCUGAGUCAAGGCACAGCUAUACCAGACCUGCCUGAGGUGAAGCGGGUCCGAGAAACCCAGAAGAAUAUCAGCUCGCUGCAAUACAAAAAGGAGGUGGGACAAGGCACGUCCGUCCCAAAGACCCCGGAGAUGGAGAGAGUUAGACGCAAUCAGCAAAAUAUUAGCACGAUAAAAUACAAGGACAGUAUGGAUCGAGGCACAACCAUAGCCGACCUUCCAGAAGUGAAGCGGGUCAAACAAACCCAGAAGCACAUCAGCUCGGUCAUGUAUAAGGACAGUUCCGCCAAGGGAACGCCUGUGGUGUUCACUCCUGAGAUGGAGCGGGUCAAACGGAACCAAGAAAACAUUAGCUCGGUAUUCUGGAAUCACCCCCUGAGACUUAACCCUUCCCUGUUAAUGGUGCUGUACUCGGACAGUUUCAGGAAGCAGGUCCAGGGCAAGGCUGCUUUUGUUCUGGACACACCUGAGAUGAGACGAGUCAGGGAGACUCAGCGCAUCAUCUCUGGAGUCAGGUACCAUGAGGACUUUGAGAAGAGCAAGGGCAGCUUCACCCCCACCACCACUGACCCAGUGACUGACCGUGUGAAGAAGAACACCCAGGACUUCAGUGACAUCAGCUACCGCGGCAUCCAGAGACGUGUGGUGGAGAUGGAGCGGAGACGUGCCAUGGAGCAUGACCAGGAGACCAUCACCGAUCUACGUGUGUGGCGCACAAACCCUGGCUCUGUGUUCGACUAUGACCCUGCUGAAGACAACAUCCAGUCCAGGAGCCUGCACAUGAUGUCCGUCCAAGCUCAGCGCCGCAGCAAGGAGCACUCCCGCUCCACCAGCGCCCUCAGUGGCCUGGCUGAUGAGAAGUCUGAGGUGUCCCAGGACGCUGACCACCACAUGUCCCUCUACAGCAACGGAUUCAUGACCACUUCCAUGGGCUACCAACAUGCCAAGACUGUGGAGCUGCAGCAGAGGUCUUCUUCUGUGGCUACCCAGCAGACCACCGUCUCCUCCAUCCCCUCACACCCCUCCACCACUGGGAAAACGGUGCGUGCCAUGUACGACUACUCUGCUGCCGACAACGACGAGGUCUCCUUCAAGGAUGGAGACGUGAUCGUCAACGUUCAGUCCAUUGACGAGGGCUGGAUGUACGGAACCGUGCAGCGCACCGGCAAGACCGGCAUGCUGCCUGCCAACUACGUGGAAGCCGUUUAAAGAGACGCCACCCGCCCGGCAUCCCCCCCCCAGGAGGUGGGCGAGACCCAUCCGCAGGUCCUCCAGCGACCCCUAAUGUGGCUUAGUGCAAUGUGUAGUUUAGUGUGUCUGUGUACUGAAUGUUUAGUUUAGAAAUGCUGCUGUUGUUGCCUGUGGAUGACUGAACACCGAAGACACUUAAGCAAGACCCGUCGCUGUUUCAGCUCUAGAACAUCCCGGCCUUCAACUUUGUAAAUCUCAAAAACAUUUCAUAUGUGAAAGCAUGAAGAAUGGAAUUGAACCAGGUCAGGAAUGGUGGAGAGCAAUACGAGUUGUCUGUGUGAAUAAUCCAACAGGAAGAUGUCCGCCUUCUUCUUCUCCAUGAUCAGACCACUCUUGAUGAGAGUUCACGAAGACAAGCCCCUGAGUCCCCCCUCAGUGAAGUGUGUUUUUUCCCUGCAGAUGAUCGUGCUGUAGAUGCCGUCUGCAUUUACUCAGUAACUCACUAAUAAAGCACACC